Molecule: messenger RNA, 4188 nt
Organism: Cordyceps fumosorosea ARSEF 2679
Lineage: Eukaryota; Fungi; Ascomycota; Sordariomycetes; Hypocreales; Cordycipitaceae
Product: ABC transporter, transmembrane domain, type 1
Exons: 8
Coding region: 1-4188 (1395 amino acids)
Biological process (GO): transmembrane transport
Cellular component (GO): membrane
Molecular function (GO): ATP hydrolysis activity; ABC-type transporter activity; ATP binding
Source: RefSeq, a predicted model, not a curated record
AUGCCUUCUAAUUGCACUGCUGCCGACGCAGCGUUUGGUCCCUUAACGGACCCUGCCUGCCGCAGCCAAGACUUUACGCUGCAUUUCGAGCAGGCCAUCUUUGCCUUGGUCCCAGCCGCCAUCUUCGCCGUUGCCUUCCCGGCCCGUAUAUCAUUCCUUGCUAGAGCAUCAACGGCCGCUCGACCAAGCUGGCGGCGCACUGUCAAGUUGACGAUUGCCGCCACGAUUGCGUGCCUCGAGCUCGCCCUCGUCAUCUCAUGGAGCUUGGACAAGAAUACCAAGACCCCUGUGUCAAUUGCGGCAGCGACAGUCAAUUUUCUCGUGGCCCUGCAGACGAUUGCUCUCUCCUGGAUCGAAGAUGCCCGCUCCGUGCGGCCCUCCACGCUGCUCAGCCUCUACCUAGUCAUCACAGUCUUGCUUGACCUACCUCAGGCGCGAACACUCUGGCUACGAGGGGGUAUUGAUACUACUGCCGGAAUGACAACUGCAGCGGUGGUGCUUAAAACUUUGUUUCUCUGCGUGGAGAAUAUCGGCAAACGGGCCCAUCUCCUUUCUGUAUACCGCACAUUGCCCCCCGAGGCGACAAGCGGCAUCGUGAAUCGGAGCGUCUUAUGGUGGAUCAACGACACUUUUCGUCGCGGCUUUCGAACAGCCCUCGCCGUAGAAGACCUGGAUCGAUUGGAUGACGCCUUGUUGUCGGGUGGCUUGAACAACGCAGUGACCCUCGCCUGGGCAUCUCGAAGACAGCCAGAGCGUCGGCUCGAGUUCCCCAUUGCCGUGGCUCGCGCAGUUCUGUACGACUUUCUUGCCAUUAUUCCUCCUCGUCUUUGCCUCAUCGGUUUCAUUUUUGCGCAGCCAUACCUCUUCCACACGGUUCUUAGCCUGUUGACCAACACUGCCAUAACGCUAACCGCAACAGACUGCUACGGUCUCGUCGGAGCUACGGCCAUUGUGUAUGUUGGCCUGACUGUUCUGCGCCUGCAUUAUAACCAAAAAGUCGGCCGCUUCAAGGUCAUGUUUCGUGGCGCCUCCGUCUGUCUCAUCUACGACAAGGCCCUACAGACUCGGGAUGGCGUCUACGACGAAUCUGCCGCGGUCACGCUGAUGAGCACGGACGUGGAUCAAAUCACCGAGUGUUUGACAGAGCUCAAUGAGUACUGGGCACGAGCCAUAGAAGUGACUCUGGGAGUGUCCAUGCUCGCGAAACAGCUCGGCUGGGUUUGCGUCGUGCCCCUCGCCCUUGUUGUCGGGGCAUUUUUUGCAGCCAAGCAAAUAGCAUCUAGAAUUGGCGGUAGUCAAAAGGUUUGGGUUGAUGCAGUGCAGAGGCGCAUUGCGCUCACCAGUUCCAUGCUCCUCAACAUUCGCUCGAUCCGGAUGGCAGGCCUCGGCAAAAUAACUAUGGAUCGCAUCCAGCAGGAAAGAAUCCUCGAGACGGAGAAAAUGUCCAAGUUUCGUUGGUACAUUGUUUGGCAGAAUACGGUGCAGAAUGUCCCCUGGGGACUUGCACCUGCCGCCACUUUUGCUGUUGUCGCCCUCAGCAAACCCGGAUCUCUCGAUACCGCCAAAAUCUUUACCAGUUUGUCAAUCAUUACUCUUUUGACGGAUCCUGCAGCAAAGCUGUUGAGCGCCAUUCCUGCGACAGCAUCAAGUCUCGGCUGCAUCGACAGAAUCCAGGGAUUCCUCCUGUCCAAGCCAAGAGAGGAUUCUAGACGACUUCUUGGGGCACAGGAUGUCUCUCACGACCUCAAUUCAGUUCAUAGCGAAGCACGGGGUGAUGCUUCUGGUAUUGAACUACAGCCACGACUGGCUAACAGCGUGAAAGGCAGUACAGAAAUACUCGCUGUACAAUUCAAGGACGUCUUUGCGCGACCCGCUGGGGCAGACAAGACCGUGCUGCAGGAUGUUAGUUUUUCGGUUGUGUCUGGCUCGAUAGCCGCCGUUGUUGGUAGUGUCGCUUCGGGUAAGUCCACGCUGUUAAGGUCUAUCCUUGGCGAAGCAGAGCUGGAGCGAGGAACUGUCUCGGUGCGGGAUCAAUCCGUUGCGUAUUGCUCACAGUCGCCGUGGCUACCUGACACAACCAUCAAAAAAUCAAUCUGUGGGCCUUUUAGAGACGCUGGAAUUGACACGGAGCUGUAUGACGAGGUUAUAGACGCAUGCGCCCUCAAGCAUGACAUUGCACUUCUCUCGGACGGCGACAACACCAAGAUAGGCAGCGGUGGCGGAAUCCUCAGUGGUGGGCAAAGGCAACGAGUAUCCCUAGCCCGAGCACUAUACUCACGCCCAAAGAUUCUCGUGCUAGAUGACUUUGUCAGCGCCAUCGAUGGCAAGACUCGCAGGCAUAUUGUGCAAAAGCUCUUUGGUCCGGCUGGCUGGUUCAAGCAACGCGGCUGCACCGUCAUCUUUGCCACACACGCCAGGUCGCUUCUCCAACAUACUGACAAUAUUUUGAUGCUCUCCAAAGGGCGACUGGAGCGUGAUGGGACAUAUGAUCAGCUUGUUCGUGCAGGCGCAAUCCAAGGCCUGCCUGAGGCAGCGGAUGACGAGCCAACAGACGGGCAGCCCGAGGAAGCCAAGAUCUCUGCCGUAUCGGAGACUGUGGCUGAAGCAAACGAGAGGGCGGAUUUGCGUCGCCGGGUUGGUGACUUGGAGGUGUACCAAUAUUACUUCAAGUCCAUUAGUUGGCUCAAGUCGUCCACGUUUGUUGGCUUCACUGCUGUCCACGUUUUUGCAGCAACAUUUACUUAUCUCUGGUUAAACUGGUGGAUCAGUGGGCACGGCACCCGGACAACGCUUUUUGCCGUCAUCUACCUCCUGCUUGGGAUUCUCAACGUUCUCGGUAUUGCCGGUUAUGCUUGCGCACCUCAGCCAUACUUUACUACUACGUCAGCGGGCGAUACACUGAAUCGUUUCAGUCAGGACAUGUCUCUUGUUGAAACGCAGCUAGCUACCGGCACGUUGGUAACAGUCACAAACCUACUGGGCGCUGCGGCAGAGGCUGCUUUGAUCGCAAUGGGGUCUCCGUACAUGGCAGCUACCGUUCCGUUCCUCAUAGCUGCCGUGUACGCGCUGCAAAAGGUGUAUCUUCGGACGUCACAACAGCUUCGACUUUUGGAGCUGGAGACUCGCGGGCCACCGUAUGCCAACUUUCUCGAGACACUUGAUGGUGUGUCGACAAUUCGCGCCUUUGGAUGGGAGCUGAACUGCAAACAAUACUGCCAAGCAUUUCUUGACCGAUCGCAGCGCCCGACAUAUCUGUUGAUAUGCAUACAGACAUGGCUUAACAUGGUGCUUGAUCUUAUUGUCGCUGCCGAGGCUGCGAUAGUGGUGCUGCUGGGGCUGUUGUUGAAGUCGUCCACCAACCCCGCCCUCCUCGGCGUAUCCCUGAACAAUAUUCUUUCGUUCAAUGCAAGCCUGGCGUCCGUCAUUGGGGGCUGGACCCUGUUCGAGACGUCGCUGGGUGCGAUUUCCCGGCUUCGGUCCUUUGAACAAAACAUAAAGCCGGAAGACCUUCCGGGAGAAGUAUGCGAGCCACCGGCUUCAUGGCCGGUCGAGGGGAGGAUAGAGAUGCGCGGCGUGGACGCGUCACACAGCGGCAAGAGCUCGCUCGUGGCCACGUUUGCACGGCUUCUCGAGAUUGAUAAUGGGGUCAUUAAAAUUGACGGAUAUGACCUGGCCACCAUCCCGCGAGAUAUUAUUAGAGAACGGCUUGUGGCGGUGCCGCAAGACGCACCCGUCUUGAUUGGCACCUUGCGAUUCAACACGGACCCCGCCGGCCUGCACGUCGACGCGGCCAUUGAAGCCGUGCUGCGCCAGGUAGGCCUCUGGGACGUGUUUGAGAGCGGUGACGGACUCGACACGGAGAUGACGAUGGCAUCGCUGUCACACGGGCAGCGGCAACUACUGUCAAUUGCGCGAGCGAUGCUCAAGGGUGGACGAGUGGUGCUCCUCGACGAGCCGACGAGCAGCAUCGACGAGGUGACGGACGGCAAGGUACAGCAGGUGUUACGCGAAGCCUUUCAAGGAUGCACAGUGAUUACAGUAGCCCAUCGCAUCAACACAAUCCAUCCCGGGUCCGACGUGGUGGUGGUCAUGGAGGGCGGGCAGGUGGUGGAGGCGGGUGCGCCCGACGAGCUGCUGCGGAGGCGGAACGGGCACUUUGCACAAUUCGUGCGCGACGCAAACCGUUAG